UGAAAAAUGUAUGUACUCACUCGCUCUAGCGCGUCUACUAAAAUGUAAAUGUAUUAUUUAUGCGACAAAUGCUUGUGAUUAAUCAGACAGCCAGACAGAAUGGGCAUGGUAUAUCCCCACGUCUCGUUCGUUGCCUUGGUUACAUGGCGCUAUCAACACUGAAAGCAAAGAGAGAAAAACAGCUGUGCAGAAACUUUUCGCACUAAUAGCUAAGUAGCUAGCUAGCCAGUUAUAUGCAAAUACUUUGGUACGUUAGAAUUAUAAAGUAGCCAAUUUUGCUAUCCCCUACAUUACCUAGCUAGCUAUGAAUGCCAACAAAUGGCUAGGUAACGUUAGCUGCAUAAUAUAAGGCAUGGCUGUUCCUGCUCUGAAGAUGGACCAACAGGUCGACGACGACAGGGAUUUCUUCCCCACUGCUGUAUCGGAUAAAGUGCUCGUGGAGGCGCGGCGUAAACAGGCCAUCUGCCGCCUCUUUGGGUCCAGCAGCAUCUUCCUAUCAUCUGAAUGCCGGAGAGGGGACCGGUCUGAUCUCAUUAACGUUAUAACAAACAAAGCCAUCGAACACUAUGAGAAUGGAGAAGAGGCAAUGGCAGAGUCCCAAUUUUCAAAGGCUGUGACAUGCUUCGCCAAAGCCAUCAAUCUUCAGCCGAAACAGACCCAGCUCUAUGUGAGCCAGGCGGAGGCCUAUUUACAGUUAUGUGACUUUCAGUCUGCAGCUGUCAGCUACAGACAUGCCUGCCUCCUGGAGCCUCAGGCUAAGACCUUACACACACGCCUGGCAUUCAUCUAUUACCUACAGGGCCAAUGUUUGUAUGAUAAGGGCAUGUUCCUGGAUGCUCUGGAGUCGUUUGCCAAGGCUGCUGAGCUAAAGCCUAGCUGCAGGUCAUAUCACAUGAGGAGCCUGGCAUGUCUGACGGCCCUGGGCCGCUAUACUGACUGUCUGAGGCUGGUCAGCAACUGGCUGGAGGCAGACUCUCAGACCGCAGAUCUGUUCACCCUCAGAGCACGGCUCCACAAACAGCUCAGCCAGGUAAAAAUGUGCUACCAUGAUCUGAGGUCAGCUUUGGCCCUCAGUCCGUCGUGCCCAGAGGCAGGUGCCCUGCUGGACCAGCUAGAGGAGGCCAGUGAGAGGGCCAGGCAGCAGGCAGUCAGCAGGGCCCUGGCAGGGGAGCUCACAGAGGCCCUGACCAAGAUCAACAUGGCCCUGGAGCAUUGCCCUGAGACUGGGCAGCACUACCUCUUCAGGGGUAUUCUGUACCGCAGGCUGAAAGACUUUACUGCUGCCAUUGAGGACUUGGUCCUGGCUGUGGAGCUGAGUGAGGCUGGAGACGAGGGAGACCAGGGGUCGGAGCUGAGCGGACACACCCAGGAAGACUGGAGGGCCGUGCAGGAGGAGGCCCAGGUCCAGCUGGUGCUCACCUACAACGACUUUGCCGUGCAGUGCUUCUCCCGUAGCUUCUACAAAGAGGCAGUCAUGCUGCUCAACAAGGCCAUCGAGGAGCAGAAGGAGGAGAGUGGCCUCUAUAUCAACAGAGGAGACUGUUUCUUCAAGCAGGACGAGUGGGAGUUUGCCCUGGCUGACUACCAGCAGGCGGAGGAGAUUACUCCUGAUGACCAGUUCAUCUGGAUCCGCCUCGCUGUCAUCCACAACACCCUGGGAACAAACUGCUACCAGGACCGGAAGUACCAGGAGGCAGCUGACAAGUUCUCUGAGGCCAUCAAUUACAACCCUGGCGUUAGCCGGUACUAUGAGAACCGAGCCAAAGCCCACAGUAAACUGCCCAACGUGGAGGGGGCCAAGCAGGAUGCCAUCAGUACCCUCGUCCUGGACCCCACUAAUGAUCAGGUGGUCCCUCUGCUGCUGAGUCUGUUCCCAGGCUGCUCCGUGUCAGAGGUUCUGUCCAGUGAAACGGCCAGGACGGUCAAAGCCCAGCUGAUGGACAGCAUCCAGGCCUGCAAACAAUCUGCAUCCUCCGUGCUAAGAAUGUGCAGUGGGCUUGACAAGAUAACCCUGUCACAUGAUGCAGACAGCCAGUCUGACUGCCAAUCCUCAGAGGACCAGUUUGACCAGGGGGCGGAGCCUCCUAAAGCCUGUGUGGCCCCGCAGGACGUGUACCAGCAGAUUGUCAGCAUCAGCCAGCAGGUGAAGCGAGCAGUGCGAUUGGCCCUCGAAUGGCGGCAGCCUCUGCAGUAUGACGGGCCCCAUCUGGCCCCCGCCCGCACAGUGGAACAGGAGCAGUCUGCACUGGGCUCUAAGAACAGACCGUACCACUGGAGGAAGUUUGGGGGGUUUGGAGUGAAUUCCAAAUGAGCAGCAACACUAUGGCGUUUACUACUGUUAGGUUGACAUGGUGGAACUGUUGGUCCACUGUUGCUCUUCAGCACUCUGGGCUUGAGUGUGGCCAUUGUAAUGUAGAGGUUGUCAUGGUACCAUAUUGUUCGUAAUCCAACAGGUGUCAGUAGAGGCACAGUUUUCCUUAGUUCCACCUCACCUGUUUGGAUUUAAUUGAUCCAUUAAUCUAGAUUGUCAGGGCACAACGAUUUUGAUAUGGGAUUUUUGUUGUAUUGUUUAUGUCCAUAGAUAUGAUGAACAGGCAUAUGGAGACGUGAAGGGCGUGUGACAAAAGGGAAUAGGUGGGCCAGUUAGAUGAAGGCAGUUCAAUGAUAUGACAGAUAGAAAGGAUGGAGAUACUGUACUGUAGCUCUAUUGUGUCGGUUCUAUAAGCUUGAGAAUAUAGUUGAAUGGUAAUGCCAUUGUCUGAUGGGCAAUUUUUUAAACAGUAUACAGUAAAUCUUUAUUUUUAACAGAUUGUUUAGUGUUGGAAAUUUGUCUGAAAAGGAUGUUUUGCCAAAUUAAAAAAUAUUU
This is a messenger RNA of Coregonus clupeaformis (lake whitefish), 2866 nucleotides long. RefSeq names its product tetratricopeptide repeat protein 16. Bases 353 to 2311 code for a protein of 652 amino acids. Gene Ontology annotation, molecular function: protein binding. NCBI's taxonomy places the organism in Eukaryota, Metazoa, Chordata, Actinopteri, Salmoniformes, Salmonidae. The transcript is spliced from 12 exons. The record is from RefSeq and is a predicted model, not a curated record.